CGUCACUUCCGAGUCUGAGAGCUGCAGAAGGCAAGAUGGAGCGGAGUGGUAUCGAGGAUUUGGACGCUCGGCUUCAAGCGCUGGAAAAGCGGGUUUGCGGUGAACAUGGGAAAAAUAACAGACCAGCAAAGUGUGCUGAGUCUCUGGUGAGAAUAAACACUGCCCUCGCCAACACAGCAAACAAGAGGGAACGAGUCAAGAUUCUUCACAAGAAAAUUGAAGAUUUGCUGAAGUAUCUCGAUCCACAGUUCACGGACUAUAUUGCUGUGCCCGACGCCAUGAAACUUGAGUUUAUAUUAGCAGAGGAGGACUUCCUGCGCUCCCAGGCUGCCUUGCUGGAGCAGGUGAAUAACCUGCAGCCUCUGCUGGACAGUAAUCACAUUAAAGCUGUUCCAGAACUCACUACCAAAGUGCAACGACUGUCUCAGAUUCACAUCGAGCAGCAGGACCAAAAUGAGGAGUUAUCUGCAGAAGUGAGAAGGCUGUUUGAAGAAUACAACAAAAUGAUGUUUCUUUUAUCAAAACAGUUUACCCAGUGGGAUGAAACCCUACGGAAACUGGAAGCACCCAAACAAGACCAGCCCAUUGAAUAACAGAACAGUGCUUAAUAUUUCACAUUUCACAGUUCAUACUGUCUUUUCUCCUGUACAUUUGCUCCUUUUUUGCUUACUGAUGACUUGCAACUCUUUAUAGUUUUCAAAGCUGAAUAACAGUCUAAGCUUUAGUCGUGUCUAUGAUGUACUCAAGCUCAUUAUACUGAGUAAUAAACCAGAAAUGUUAUUAUA
Colossoma macropomum (tambaqui) is the source of this 785-nucleotide messenger RNA. It is a transcript of the gene dctn3, whose product is annotated as dynactin 3 (p22). Gene Ontology annotation, biological process: cytoskeleton-dependent cytokinesis. Bases 36 to 593 code for a protein of 185 amino acids. The record is from RefSeq and is a predicted model, not a curated record. The transcript is spliced from 7 exons. Lineage: Eukaryota; Metazoa; Chordata; Actinopteri; Characiformes; Serrasalmidae. Gene Ontology annotation, cellular component: dynactin complex.